AGUCAGUCGCUCAGCUGUUGGGGGGACACCACACCGAGCAAUACCCACCCCAGGGCACCCGGGGGCUGCUCAGCUCUCAUCCGCGUCCCUGCAUAUGAGCUCCAGUGACGGCUUGGAAGUGGAUUGAGGAUGCAGUGGUGCCUAGCAUUGCUGGCCCUGGUGCUUGUCCAGCCCGCGGCAGGAGAUGGAAAGCUCCAGGACAGUACCAUCACUGAGUUCUCGGUCAACAUUUACCGCUACCUAUCCUCCUUGAACAAAGACAGAAACAUCUUCUACUCGCCGCUCAGCAUUGCUACCGCCUUGGGAAUGGUUGAGCUCGGCACCAAUGGCACGACGCUGGAGCAGAUUCAACACGCGAUGGGCUAUAGCAAAAUGGCAAAAGGUGAGGAGUUUCUGAUGCUGCAGAACAUUUCCCAGGCCAUGAACGAACCCAGCCAGCAGUAUCUCCUGAAACUUGCCAACUCACUCUUUGUGCAGGAUGGGUUUCAAUUGAGCGACAAAUUCCUGCAAAUGAUGAAGCAAUACUUUAAUGCCAGCGUCAAAAAUGUUGACUUCAAUCACCCGUCCGAUGUGGCUGUUUAUAUCAACCAAUGGGUGCUGGAUUGCACCAAUCACAGGAUACAGAAACUCGUGUCACCGAGUGACUUCACCGCCUUAAGCCGUCUUGUCCUCGUCAAUGCCAUUUACUUCAAAGGUUCCUGGAAAUCCCAAUUCAGACCUGAGCUCACCCAGGCCUUCCCUUUUACCAAGGACGAUGAAAGUGAAGUACAGAUCUCGAUGAUGUAUCAACAGGGAGAAUUCUACUAUGGUGAGUUCACUGAUGGCACAGAUGAGGCAGGUGGUAUUUACCAGGUCGUAGAACUGCCUUACAAAGGGGAUGAAAUGAGUAUGAUGAUAGUACUCCCAAGGCAGGAAGUGCAACUGGCUUCAAUAGAACCACUUUUGAAAACCCAGCAGAUAAACGAAUGGGCAAACUCGAUAAAGAAGGAGAAGGUUGAAGUGUUCCUACCCAAAUUUAAAGUGAAGCAGAGCAUUGAUCUGAAGGAAGUUCUGAGCAGUCUGGGGAUGUCGGAAAUGUUCGACAUGAACGCUGACCUCUCAGCCAUGACGGAAAGGAACGACUUGUACAUCUCCAAGGCUGUGCACGUGUCCUACCUGGAAGUGAAUGAAGAAGGCUCUGAAGCAGCAGGCGUGUCAGGAAUGAUCAUCAGUAACCGGAUGGGAAGCCUGGCUCCCCAGGUCCUCGCUGAUCACCCAUUCUUCUUUCUGAUCAGAAACCGGAAGACAGGUACCAUCUAUUUCAUGGGCAGAGUCAUGCACCCUGAGGACAUUGAUCCAACUGAAAAAUACCCUGAAGCAUCAUAAAUGCACCACAUCUACAAAGUUGACUCGCAUGCAGUUUGAAAACAAAUUUGCGUUUAACACUGCCAAUUUUGUUUGUUCGUAUCCUCGAUUAUAAGCUUGAAGCAGAUCCUUUCAAUGCAGUUUUCAUAAAACCUAUGUAUUAAACGCUGCUAAUCAAUAGUCUGUAUUAGUGCAGCCUUCAUUAAAAUAAAAUGUUUAAAGAUUGCACUCC
This is a messenger RNA of Callorhinchus milii (elephant shark), 1576 nucleotides long. RefSeq names its product serpin peptidase inhibitor, clade I (neuroserpin), member 1 (gene serpini1). The record is from RefSeq and is marked provisional. NCBI's taxonomy places the organism in Eukaryota, Metazoa, Chordata, Chondrichthyes, Chimaeriformes, Callorhinchidae. Gene Ontology annotation, biological process: negative regulation of endopeptidase activity. Gene Ontology annotation, molecular function: serine-type endopeptidase inhibitor activity.